AUGGAAGAAACAUCGUCAUACUUACCACGCCUUGGUUCAAUGAUUGCACUUGAGAAGCAAAGUCAUCCCAAAGAUCCAGCUGAUGAAUUAUCACCUGUGAUGCAGCGUGCAAAGGAUCAAAUGGAAUAUUAUUUCAACAAUUUCAAUCUAGAACGCGAUAAAUUUAUGUUGAGGAAGUAUCAGGAAACUUCUAAUAAGAUUCCUGUUGAUGUUUUUAUGACUUUUAAUCAAAUGAAAAAACUCGAAAUUUCAGCAGAUAAUGUUUUGUACGUGUGUUCAAAAUCUAAACACUUAAAAGUCGAUUUUGGCGCAAAAACAAUCAGUCGCAUAGAAGAGUUUAAGAAAGACUACUUUAGAAACGAAAGAUCUCUCCGAAUUACAGGAUUUCCUUUAGAUUAUACUUCGAAUGAUUUAGAUGCCGUUCUUUCUAAAUACGACCCUGUUUGGAUAGUUCCGCAAUCAAAAUUUACUGAAAAUGGAGAAAAAUUAUUUAAUGGAAAUGUUAUAGUUGAAUUUAAAUCAGAGGAAGACCUUCAGGAAGCAAUAAAAGGCAUAAAAGAUCUAAAUGGAGUUGAACUCCAGUCAGAAAUUUUAUCCGAUUUCGAACAGAAGAUUAAGAAUAUGAAAAAGAGCAAGGAUUAG
Molecule: messenger RNA, 642 nt
Organism: Trichomonas vaginalis G3
Lineage: Eukaryota; Parabasalia; Trichomonadida; Trichomonadidae
Product: RNA binding
Exons: 1
Coding region: 1-642 (213 amino acids)
Biological process (GO): RNA processing
Cellular component (GO): nucleus
Molecular function (GO): mRNA binding
Source: RefSeq, a predicted model, not a curated record